Molecule: messenger RNA, 975 nt
Organism: Hymenoscyphus albidus
Lineage: Eukaryota; Fungi; Ascomycota; Leotiomycetes; Helotiales; Helotiaceae
Source: the annotation of a GenBank genome assembly
AUGACUACCCUCAAAGGCCCAGGAGCUGCACAGCAGCAUGAUGGUAGUGAGCUACGAAUUGGUAUCGUUCAUGCUCGUUGGAAUACCAGUAUGUACUUCCAAUUCUCCUGCCCUGUCCCAAGAACGUAUCUUGCCAAAAGAACACUAUGUCAAUUGGCAUAUCAGCAUAGACGAGUCUUUUAUAUCUCUUAUUCUCUUUACUCAUCAAGAUACAACGUGACUUAUUGGCAGAUGCUCAGCGCAAAAUCCCCAGGAAUCUUCAAACCGUUUGCUAACGUACAAUUACCCCUCCAUAGCAAUCAUCGACCCCCUCCUCGCCGGCACGAAAGCCAACCUCCUCGCUUCUGGUGUCAAGGAAUCAAAUAUAAUCGUCCAAUCUGUUCCCGGAUCCUGGGAACUACCCGUUGCGUGUUCCAAGUAUGACUCCUACCUGUCCCAACCUACCUCCUCUGCCUGAACCCCACCAUCCCUCCUCUUCUCUCUCAGUUCCCUCCCUUUCCCCAUACCUCCACCAUCAAGCACCCAUCUCCUAAUCCACCAAACUAACCCCAAACCCACAGACUCUUCUCCGCCUCUCAAAUCCAAUCCUCCCAAACCUCCUCCCUCUCCGCCACCGACCUCCUCGGCUCCACCUCCACAGCCGACCUCACAAACCUAACCCUCACCCCCUCAGGCGAGGCCACCAGCGCCCUCUCCGGCCCCUUCGACGCCAUAAUCGCCAUCGGCGUGCUCAUCAAAGGCGAGACCAUGCACUUCGAAUACAUCGCCGACGCCGUCUCCACGGGCCUCAUGCGCGUCCAACUCGACACCGGCUGUCCCCUCAUCUUCGGCCUCUUGACCGUCCUGAAUGAGGACCAGGCCAAGGCGCGAGCGGGCAUCACGUCGGGAAGUCAUAAUCAUGGCGAGGAUUGGGGAUUGGCGGCUGUGGAGUUGGGGGUGAAGCGGAGGGAGUGGGCGGCGGGGAAGUUUUCUUAG